UGUGUAAUAUAGUACUUUUUAUAAGUAUAAAUAAUGUUAUAUUCAAAUGUAAAAAUUACUUCUUUUUACAGUACGAUGUAUCUCUGAACAAUAAUAUCAGACCCUCUGACGUACCUGCGACUCGAUUUCCGCUGUGGCAAUGUCAAUGACAAAAAGAUGAACAAUGGAAUAUUCAGACUUUUCUCCUUAUCUCGUAGCUUCCACAGUUCUCAGAUAUUACCACAUCAACCAUAUCUUCAAAACCAUGAUUUCAUUCCUCACUCUACCUUCUUAUCCAAUACUCUCCAGCAUUACAUUAAUUCCCAGACCCCUUCCCACGGCCAAAAGAUUCAUUCCCACAUUCUAAAAACUGGGUUUGUUCCAAAUACAAAUAUUUCCAUCAAGCUACUUGUAUUAUACUUGAAAUCUAAUUCUUUAAGAUAUGCACGCCAGGUGUUUGAUGAUUUGCAUGACAGAACUUUAUCUGCUUAUAAUUAUAUGAUUGGUGGCUAUCUCAAACAAGGACAAGUUGAUGAAUCACUUGGUUUGGUUCAUAGGCUUUUAGUGUCUGGUGAAAAGCCUGAUGGGUAUACGCUUUCAAUGAUUUUAAAGGCUUCUACGACUAGGGUUAAUGUUGCGAUGCUUGGUGAUCUUGGAAGAGUGGUACAUGCCCAGAUUCUUAAAUGUGAUGUUGAGAAAGAUGAUGUUCUUUGUACAGCAUUGAUUGACUCUUAUGUUAAGAAUGGGAGGGUUGGUUAUGGAAGGACUGUGUUUGAUGUGAUGUCUGAGAAGAAUGUGAUAUCUUCAACGUCGCUCAUUUCUGGUUACAUGAAUAAAGGCUGUUUCAUUGAUGCUGAAUGUAUAUUUCAGAAAACAUUGGACAAGGAUGUUGUGGUGUUUAAUGCUAUGAUUGAAGGUUACAGCAAAGUAUCUGAAUAUGCCAUGAGAUCUCUUGAAGUUUACAUUGACAUGCAAAGGUUUAACUUUAGGCCGAAUGUUUCUACGUUUGCUAGCAUAAUUGGUGCUUGUUCCGUGCUCGCAGCAUUUGAAAUUGGACAACAAGUUCAAACUCAGCUUAUGAAGACACUAUUUUUUGCAGACAUAAAAUUAGGAAGUGCCCUUAUAGAUAUGUAUUCCAAAUGCGGUAGAGUCGUAGACGCUCGAAGAGUUUUUGACCACAUGCUUGAGAAGAACGUUUUUUCAUGGACAUCUAUGAUUGACGGGUAUGGGAAGAAUGGGUAUCCUGAUGAAGCACUUGAGCUAUUUAGAAAGAUGCAGAUAGAAUACAACAUUGCACCCAAUUUUGUCACAUUCCUUAGCGCGCUCUCAGCUUGUGCACAUGCUGGACUUGUGGACAAGGGUUGGGAGAUCUUUAAGAGUAUGGAGAAUGGAUAUAAACUGAAGCCGGGGAUGGAGCAUUAUGCUUGCAUGGUCGAUCUGUUAGGACGGGCAGGGAGGCUGGAUCAGGCUUGGGAGUUUGUCACGAGGAUGCCUCAGAGACCUAAUUCGGACGUGUGGGCUGCUUUACUUAGUUCAUGCAGACUCCACGGUAAUAUAGAGAUGGCAAACUUAGCUGCAAAAGAGCUUUUCAAGCUGAAUGCUACCGGAAGACCAGGGGCAUAUGUUGCACUAUCUAAUACUUUGGCAGACGCAGGGAAAUGGGAUAGUGUAAGUGAGCUUAGAGAAGUAAUGAAAGAGAGAGGAAUAUCCAAGGACAUUGCAUGGAGUUGGGUUGGAGCCAAUAGUGCUUGUUAGUUCUUAUGAUGGAUUCAAAGAUGAACAACAUCAUUUUUUUUUUGGUCAAAUGACAUUAUCCCUUUUGAUUGCCAUAUUUCUUAGUUUCUGACAAUAAUGAAAAGAAAUAUAUGAAACAAGAUGAUCAAUGAAGUGGAGAAGCAACGGUGUUUCUAGGAGGUAAGUUGCAGAUACUAUGAUGGUUCAAGGAGGUUAAUCCUAAUUGACCAGAAAGAAGGGAAAAAAUUAAGCAGAAGUGUUGUCUAUUUUGAACAAGGUUUAAGUCAAGCCCUGUUGCUUAAAAGAAAAGUUUCCACGCUGUAGGAAGACAUCGAUUCUCACCAACCACCGAAUGAUUAGAAUGUUGAGAGACUAAAAACUUAAACUGAUUCAUCAUAUUCUUCUGGCGGACAGGCACAGAGUAGUUGUCUUUUGGCUAUGCACAGUGGUAAAUGGAUCAUGCAAAUUGAAUCCGUACGAUGAAAUAUAGGAUUUGGACUUUAAAAUUGGAGCUCAAAUUAUUCUCGAAGCAAUCCAUAUUAAGUUGGGGCUAGUUCGACUGGGUUGCGGUGAAAGAAGUAUACAAAUCAAUAAGGAUUUAGAUUGUUUUUUUAAUCUAAUCUAUGAAGUUUAUAAACUUCAUGAUCUCUGCAGUCAUAUAUAUUUUCAAAAUGCUUUUGGAUAGUUCUUAUAUUUAAA
Messenger RNA from Trifolium pratense (red clover), 2412 nucleotides. Its product is annotated as pentatricopeptide repeat-containing protein At1g28690, mitochondrial. Gene Ontology annotation, molecular function: protein binding; RNA binding. Bases 157 to 1734 code for a protein of 525 amino acids. The record is from RefSeq and is a predicted model, not a curated record. The transcript has a single exon. Gene Ontology annotation, biological process: RNA modification. Lineage: Eukaryota; Viridiplantae; Streptophyta; Magnoliopsida; Fabales; Fabaceae.